This is a messenger RNA of Erigeron canadensis, 733 nucleotides long. Its product is annotated as protein PHLOEM PROTEIN 2-LIKE A1-like. The coding region runs from base 174 to 629 and encodes 151 amino acids. The record is from RefSeq and is a predicted model, not a curated record. NCBI's taxonomy places the organism in Eukaryota, Viridiplantae, Streptophyta, Magnoliopsida, Asterales, Asteraceae. The transcript is spliced from 3 exons.
UGCUCUAUAAAAAUAAGGUUUCAUGAUACGGUUAUAUCAACAUGAUAAUUAGUACUAGAGGUACCAGUAAUUCAAUAUCAACAUGAUGACAUCCAACGCGGAUACACAACAACAGACUGUGUCGAAAUUGGUACGUACCUCUACAUGCAUCAGCUCCAGCUGGCAACUGUUUCAUGGUGCCUGCAAGGGACUUCUCCAUCAGCUUUGGAGACGAUCGUCGGUAUUGGAAAUGGUCUCACGCUAAAGAAACAAGUGACAUGAUGGUGGAAGUUGCGAAGUUGAGAGGUGUGUGCUGGUUACAUAUGGUUGGGAAAUUUGAGAUGGGCAGGCUAACACCGGGGAUCAAGUAUGAGGUCGUGUUUGUGGUGAUGAUAAAACGUUAUUAUAGUUACGGAUGGUGGGGGGUUCCAAUCAGUAUCAAACUCACGCUACCAGACGGAAGUACACAAGAGCACACAGAAGACUUUGCGAAGAAACCAAGAUCCGAGUGGUUUGAGAUCCCAGUCGGGGAGUUUAUAGUAGACGCAAAAAAAGGAGGACCCGUCGAGUUUACCAUGUAUGAACAUGACAGUCAGUGGUGGAAGAGUGGUUUAGUUCUUAAAGGUGCUGCCAUUCGACCAAAAUUCUAAAACUUCUUGAUCAGGUUUAAUUACUCGUAAAAUAUAUAAAAGGUGUUGUCAUUAAUUACCAUAAUUUUAGAACUUUAUACUAUGUAAAUUCCCGAAUCCAUAUU